Molecule: messenger RNA, 5965 nt
Organism: Astyanax mexicanus (Mexican tetra)
Lineage: Eukaryota; Metazoa; Chordata; Actinopteri; Characiformes; Acestrorhamphidae
Product: ankyrin repeat domain-containing protein 34A
Exons: 2
Coding region: 276-1850 (524 amino acids)
Molecular function (GO): protein binding
Source: RefSeq, a predicted model, not a curated record
GAAGAGGGAGCGUUUUAACGCGGAGCAGAGGCAGCAGCAGCAGCAGCAGCAAAGCUCUGCGCACAGCAGCUCUCUCUCUCUCUCUCCAUCUCUCUCUCUCUCUCUCUCUCUCUCUCUCUCUCUCUCUCUCUCUCUCAUCCACUGGAUCUGGGGGGCAACAAGCAGCGCGCCAAUGGAGCUGAUCUGAGGGGACGCAGCGCAGCCACGGUUGACCAGGACUGAGCUGAAGAUGUGCAGACACUGAGGAAGAGGAAGGCGAGGGAGCGGUAGGCAGCAUGGGUGACGGAGGAGCCCUGCGUACAGAGGGGAACGCCCUCCUGAAGGCUGUGUUCCAGGGCAAGCUUCGUCUCGCUCGUCUACUGCUGGAGGGGGGGGCGUACAUCAACGAGGGCAAUGAGCGAGGGGAGACGCCCAUCGUUGCCGCUUGCCUGGCAGGGUACGACGACCCACAGACCCGCCAGAGAAUGGUGCGAUAUCUGUUAGAGAAAGGUGCUGACCCAAAUAUCCCUGAUAAAACCGGCAGGACUGCUUUGAUGCAUGCGUGUGCAGAGCGUGCAGGCAAAGAGGUGGUGUCGCUGCUGUUAGAGAACGGAGCUGACCCAAGUCUUAAAGACUAUUCUGGGUCAUCGGCUUUGAUACACGCCAUCAACAAAGGCGACAGAGAAACCCUGCAGAUCCUUCUAGAUGCCUGUAAAGCUAAAGGCAAAGAAGUGAUCAUCAUAACCACAGAUACGUCCCCCUCGGGCACCAAGAAGACCAAGCAGUACCUGAACUCUCCACCUUCUCCAGGCGUGGUGGACAAACUCUCACCUGCCUGCAUGUCUCCGUCGGAAGUCGAGAUCCGCACGUCGAGCUCUCCCGCUGGAGAAGAGGAGGAGGGCAUCUUCAGCUUCGCUCUGACCACAGCCCUACCGCUACCUUCCAACAGACCACCAGGUGAGAGGAGACCACCACCACGUAAACUCCUCAAAAGGCUGAACUCAGAGCCUUGGGGCUUGGUGGCUCCAAGCAUACUUGCUGAAAGAGGGGAGCGGGUGGAGAGUGACCUAGCAGAGGAGGAGAAGGUGACGACCGAGAUGAACGGCCUAUCGAUCUCCGGUCCCGGCAGACCUCUGCUCUCGCGCAGACACAGCAUCGAGACUCACGACCCCUGUUCUCCAAAGCUGAUUGACCGUUCAUGCUCAGAAGACUGUGCUGCACUCUCUGGCUCCUCCUGGGCUGACAAAGUCCAGCAGCAUCAGUCGCUGUAUCGCAGGAACACAGCACCCGAGUCACAGGAGAAUGCCACCCACCCACCAGGGGCCACCCGCACACUGGCCCACCCUAAACUUACCCGCAUGGAGCACUACGAGUCAGACACGCACCUGUGUCCCGAGUCCAUCCCUGGAUCUCCAGACUCUGGCCGAGUGUCCGUGGAGCGCCGAAAGUACAACGCCUCGCCGCUGUCCCUGCUCACCAGCUCCUCCCGAGAGUCGCUGGAGAGCAUCCCAAACUCGGUAUCUCCCAUUACCAUGAGGAGGAGGCCCCCAGGCCUGCUGGAACGCAGAGGCUCUGGCACGCUCCUCCUGGACCACAUCUCGCACACACGGCCUGGAUUUCUUCCUCCCCUUAACGUCAACCCCCAGCGGCCCAUACCAGACAUCCGUGCCAAUGGAAAGCCCACCUCACCAGUGCACUCCAGCACCAAGAUCCUGCUGCCCGUAGCCCCCUCCUCACCAAAACGUGGAAUGGACUUCAAGAUGAAGAAGAAGCUGUUGAGGAGGCACUCAAUGCAGACGGAGCAGAUGAAGCAGCUCUCCACAUUUCGAGAGAUUCUGGCAGAGAAAGUUAUGGAGGUCAAUGGAGAUUGAGGCUAAUGAGGGGGUACGAGAUAUAUAGCAUAUGCACAGAGAGAGAGAAAGAGAGAGAGAGAGAAAUCACCUCAGAAUCAAACCAUAAGACACUGAGUACGUAAAAAAUGCAGAAACAAUAAGCUUAAGUAAUUUAGUAAUCAGUUCAUAUGCUAAUGCUAAACAUGAACAAAUGACAGGGGAUAGCCUAUGGUUAGCAUAAUCAUUAUUCUUAUUUAAAUAUUGACUUAAAUGCUCAAUGAUGGCUACUGGUUUUCAUCCUAUUUCCAUUCUAUGGCUUAUCGGAUUCCCAUGUUCCUUUGCUUCCAUAUUGUUGUUUUGUUUUUGUUUUUUUAGCUUUUUUUGUUGGUUUCUCAUUUUAUAUGAACGUUAGUUGCUGUUAUUUAAAAUGUUUCUAAGGUUCAAGCACAAUUGCUUUCCACUUUUCACCUUCCUGACUUGAAAUAAAAAAGUGACAGCUUGAAUGUAGUUCUGGAAAAAGUUAGCAAGGUUAGCCUAAUGCUGCUAGCAGAGCUACGCAUGUCCUAGCAUGUCAGAUGAACGUAAGAUGCAGAACUAGUGUCAGCAAUUAUUUCCCUCCUGAAGACAUAAAACAAGCGCUGUCUGUUAACUUCUUCUGUUUUCUUCAACAUGGUUUCAAUCAACUAUCAGUCACUUUAAUAAGACCAUUUCUACUUAGUUCAAAUGAGUAAAACUACGACUUUUGGCGACAGAAACAAAAGUCUGCUGAUCUAAUCUACUGCACACUGUAGGGGUGGAGAAUGGACAUUGUAUGCAUGGCGUGUUUUAAAUUUUAAAAAAUGAAGUGCAAUUCUCAACUCAGAAUCCCAAAGAUGUUCCAUGAAACCCAUUCAUGUUUACUGUACCAAAAGGUGGGCUGGGGUGGAGAGCAUGAAUGUGAAGGACACGGCUGCUGUGCCUUGUGUGAAGAAGAGGCAGAACGCACCUGUAGAUAAUGUACAGAUUUCACAGGCAGCGAGACAACAAUUUUGUGUUUCCAGUGUUUUGUGUGGAAUAUUCUGUGCUGCAAGAAUUCUGGUUUCAUAUUAUCGUGGUGAACGUUGGGUGAUCAUUACAUUUGCAGCACGAUAUAAAAAAAGCAAUCUGCACUUCUGGGGAACAUCGUGGCGUGCUGAAUAACAGAAUCACUGAACGGAAAAGGCAAACUUAGUUUACCCUCGCAGAGAGAAAAUACACUCAUUUGAAAUCCAAUUAGUUUCAGUGUAGUGUUUGUCAGUGUAGAGCGAGAAAACACAAUAUAUACAAAUAAACAAAACAUAGUUUAACAAAGCUUAAAAUGUGGUUGAUAGUCUUGCUUCUGUUUUAUUACAGUUCUAUUUAAGUGCUUUUUAGUUUGCCUAUGUUAAUUUAUAUAUAUGUGGAUAAAACUAUGUGUACUUUAACAUGAAAACAAAAACAGAGUAAUAUUUUUCUAAGCCGGUGAUGGGACCCAUUUUUCAUCCUUUGUCAUACUUCGCUUCACACCAGAGAGAAUAUGAUAUGAUUUCACUGAGCCUUGCAGUGGCCGGGCUGGAAAUGACCUCAUGUGCUAUCAGAGGGGUGGCUUUGCCAAGAGAACAGGAUGAAACAUCUUCACAGGAUGUUUUAAAUUUCAGCUGCUCUUGUAAACAUAAAGGUGCUACAAAGGGUUCUUUGAGGCAACGUUCACACAGCAGGUAAAAUGAACCAAAUCGGAUCUUUUUAAUCACAUGAGAAAGAAAAACAAUCUGAAUCUGACUUUUUUUUAAUAGAAAAGAGUUGUGCCACCUUAAUAUGUGGUAUUGAAAUCUAAUAUAAAUCCAAAACAGCAAUGCAGCUGAAUCAUAGACAGUAUAUAAAAGAGUGUACAACAGCGUAUAGCAAUACUGUAGCGCAAAACAUGUCCAAAAUGAAACUGCCAAAAAGAUAUUUGCACAGUAGAGCCAAAGUAUGUGCAGUAGAAGAGGGAGAAGAGGCAGUGUGAUCCCCAACCCACUACAUUCACAUUACCAGGCUGAAGUGACUCAAAUCAAAGUUUUUAUCAAUGUGGCUCAGAUCAGAUUUUUUCACGGCUGUGUGAACGUGCCAAAUUAUUUUUUUCAAAUCAGAUGCUUACUUAUCCAUUUCACCUUUAUAAAGCUACAAGUCGUCUCUCAAAUAUGACGUUUUGUUGUUGGUGAAGAAGGCAACGUUCAUCAAUGUGCGCAUAUGAGACGUUUUAGGGACAGAUUCGUUCACAUUACAAAUAGAUACAGCUUACUUACAAUUGUGAAUGUUAACCAUCAGGAUAUCCAAAUCCAAUCUGAACAAAAAAAAAAUGGAUUUAAGCAAUCUGGCUUGUAAUGUGGGGCCACCAAAUAACACUUAUAUUUAUAGAUAUUCAUAAAGGGCAGGGCUCUUUUAAGGCAUUUGGGAGCCACAAGCAAAACCUAUUGAUGUUAACCUAUCUGCUGCUAAAUUACACUAUUUGCACAAGACAUGUAGACCUAAUUUAUCCAGUGACGUUUCAUAUUUUGCCGGCUGCAGGAAUCACAAACUUGGCUGGCUACUGUCAGCAACUAGUGGGAGGAGCCCACUAUUCAACUAGUCGUUGUAUUUUCCAGCAUUUAUCAUCACAGAAUUUAAAGGGGCGCUCACACAUUUUGUCUUUGCAUUUAAUUCGCCAGGCCAGCUUGGGGCCCUAGGCAAUUGAUUGGUUUGCUUGCCUUGUUGCAAAGGACCUGACAGAGGGGUAUGACAACAAGUUUUGUAUCCAGAAAAUGAAGGGCAUAAGUAAAAUGUUUCAUGAAACGUUGUCAACUAGUUCACUUUCAUAUUAUACAGUCUCUGAUCUGAUCAGAUAGAUCAGAUUAGCUGUUUAUGUCAAACCAACUCAAUAUUUAUCAUAAAUGCAUUCAGAAAAGAAGGAAAAAUGAAUGACAGCUGUGAUGACCACACUGAGACCCAGCAUUAAAAGCUUUGCCCUCUUAAAAUAUCUCUUUCUCUCUCUCUAUUAUAAUACUACACUACAUCUCUGAAUUUGCAGCCACUUUUGCAUGACUAUUAUCAAAGUGGCUGUUAAUCUAACCUUUGAUUGUUUACCAGUGGGUGAGGGGGACACAUAAAGCAGUUGGGCUACGUGAAUGUAGCCUUUGUGAUGCUUUACUGUAGAAGAACCGAUUGCUCAAGGGUCCAAUAGUGGCAGCAUAGUGAAUCUUGGUCACAAACCAAUAUCCUAGUGAUCAAAAACCCAGUCGGAGUACAAGGUCUGUACUAUUACGGUUUAACUCCCCUGGAGCAGUGAGGAUAGGGUCUUUGCUCUGGGGCAACUUGCUGUUUUUUUAUGGAAGGAAGCAAAAUGUUUCUUCUCUGGCAUCACUCAAAGAACCCUUUGUAGCACCUUUAUCUACUGUAAUUGUAAUAGUAUGAUAUAUGUACUGUAAUUAAGACAUUUUCCAUUAAGAAUCCCAUGUCUUUGAAAUGUAUCAGGUGAAACUUAGUAAUUUCAUUUGAACAUUAUCUAACUACUAAAAUUACACUCAUUCAUUACAUUAUAAUGGCGUUAUCGAGCCACUCUUUCACCUCAUGUCGGUCUCUCCUGAAGCUCCACAGAGCAGUGAGUAGUUGCACUGAGUUUUAUCUGUUUCUUGAGUAUCUUUGUAAAAGAGAACAACCUGCUGUACAAAAUAAUCCCAGUGAACUUGUUUUAAAUUGUGCUCAGGUAUGUCUGACCAGACCCCCAAAAGAGAGGACGAGGGUCUCCAGUUGUCGUAGUGGCAGUACACGCGGGGCCAUGCGUCACAGCGUGCUGCUAAGUUGUGUGGGUGAUAGGAAUAGCAUUACUGCACAUCCAAGUGUCUUAUUUGUGUGUAUCAAAGGGAUAGCAGUUACAGUUAUCAACAUCUAGUUUAAUGGAUUCAAUAUUUAUCGUAAUUUUUUGUAUGUUUGGUGUGGUACACUGGUUAAAAAUAAUGUACUGAUCUGAAUACUUAAUCUCUAAAAAAAAAAAAAAAGACAUUAGACUUUUGUGUUAGCAGUAAGCCGUAGGGGUGGCAGGCAGGAGUGUGUGUGUAGCACUCUGCACAACACGAUGGCAAUUAGUCUCAUAUUCAUAUGAGACAUUUAUGGUGCUUUGAAUAAAGGCAUGACUAAACCAA